AUGCUUUAUAUAUAUCAAAUUUCCAAGCGAUGUCUGAAGAAGAAUACAAAUUUUGCGAUCUUCAGUCAACCCACUACCAUCGAUAUCAUCGGUUCGAAUUACUUACUAAAAUCAAAGCUAGAAAAAUGUGCUGCCACAUUACAACCACAAGAGCAUGCCAUCACAGCAUUGCCUCCACGCACCAAUGCGGCGGCCAUCUGCGCGGAGAAGAAUGCACAAUACCGUUGCAAGAAAUUUCCAUCCAGCUUCAUCACACCUGUCUAGAAUGCCUCCACAAUCACGACUUAUGGGCCACUUUAACCCACACCACUACCACACUCCCCAACUUCCUUUGUGACGCACAAAGAAUCUCCAACAAAUUCCACGGUGACUACAUGGCUCUCUUUUGCGAGAUUUGGGGGCUCCAACCAGCGGAUAGUGAGUACAUGGCCCUCCUCCCAGACACAGACAUCGAAUGGCUUUCUGUAGCCCGGGCGUCUGUGGAUCUAGCCGCUCGGUCUCUUCUUGAGCAGAGAUUCACGAUGUUCGAGCUGGAGGAGACGCUUGCUGAGUGUUGUGCACAGUACUUUGGGUUUGUUGAGACGCUUCGUUUCCUGAAUGAUAUGUUCGAACGGGCGAUAUAUGCACAGGCUGUAUCGAAAGCCUUGUCGCGCUACAUCGUGGAGCUUCAACUUUCUCUCGAUAAAUUCAAGGAGCUUAGAAAGGAAGCACUAUUGCCAUUGGUAAGAGAAGCUUCCCCUGAAUCCGUUCCCGUUAAUUUCGAAGGGUGUCCGAUUUGUGACGGGAGGGAUGAUUUGGUUCAUCUUGCUUGUCCUGCUAACCAUGUAUUUUGUCGGGGAUGCGUAAAAGAAUGGGUUAAGGAUAAAGAUGUUGCGACUUGUCCCCUGGAUCGAUGUGCGUUUCCGAGGAUGGAGUUCGAUUUUCCUGAGGAGGCUUAUAUGGAGGAACUUUCUCGUGGUGGUGAGGAGGAUCAGUUGCCAACACCACAUUGGUUGAUGAUACUACGAGGUUAG
Molecule: messenger RNA, 1013 nt
Organism: Hymenoscyphus albidus
Lineage: Eukaryota; Fungi; Ascomycota; Leotiomycetes; Helotiales; Helotiaceae
Source: the annotation of a GenBank genome assembly